GUGCGGUCGACCAGGCGGCCGUGGCGCGGGUGGCGGCUGCUGUGGUGGCUGUGGGGACGGAGGCGGUGAAGUGCCAUCUUCGGCUAGGUCGUCACAGGCUUCGGCUCAUGGCAUCGAGUAGCAUCUAUUAUAAGAUCAUUUACUGAAGACAAUAUGCAAAAUUCUCACAUGGAUGAAUACAGAAAUUCUAGUAAUGGCAGCACAGGCAAUAGUUCAGAGGUAGUGGUAGAACAUCCUACUGAUUUCAGUACUGAGAUUAUGAAUGUUACAGAAAUGGAACAGUCACCUGAUGACUCUCCCAGUGUGAAUGCAUCUACAGAAGAAAGUGAAAUGGCAAGUGCUGUGGACCUUCCAGUAACGCUGACAGAAACAGAAGCAAAUUUCCCUCCAGAAUAUGAAAAAUUUUGGAAAACUGUGGAAAAUAAUCCUCAGGAUUUUACAGGCUGGGUAUAUUUGCUUCAAUAUGUAGAACAGGAGAAUCACUUGAUGGCUGCCAGGAAAGCAUUUGACAGAUUUUUCAUACACUAUCCAUAUUGCUAUGGUUACUGGAAAAAGUAUGCGGACCUUGAAAAGCGGCACGACAACAUUAAACCAUCAGAUGAGGUGCGUUAAACCUCUACAGUUUGUCAAGCUUUGCAGUGCAAGCCUCUGUAUUACACUGCAGCUUAACAAACGCUGUCAUUGAUGCUCUAAUGGGUCUGUGCCCUAUGGUCUGUAACCCAAAGCCUGCCCACACAACCCGGUCAGAAUGCAGGGACUGCUGCGCUUUGAAGAUCAAGACUCUGCACGUGGGGAUCAGAACAUUGCCAUGUUCUAUCCAACCUCCACCCAAAUGGUUUAUCGGCGGGGGCUUCAGGCAAUACCUCUUAGUGUUGACCUUUGGAUACAUUAUAUAAACUUCUUAAAAGAAACAUUGGACCCUGGUGAUCCUGAGACAAACAAUACAAUAAGAGGAACUUUUGAGCAUGCUGUUCUAGCUGCAGGAACAGAUUUCCGUUCUGACAGACUGUGGGAAAUGUAUAUAAACUGGGAAAAUGAGCAGGGAAACCUGAGAGAAGUUACAGCUAUAUAUGAUCGUAUUCUUGGUAUUCCAACACAGCUGUAUAGUCAUCAUUUUCAGAGAUUUAAAGAACAUGUACAGAAUAACUUGCCUAGAGAUCUUUUAACUGGUGAACAGUUUAUUCAGUUGCGAAGGGAGUUAGCUUCUGUAAAUGGACAUAGUGGUGAUGAUGGUCCCCCUGGUGAUGAUCUACCAUCGGGAAUUGAAGACAUAACUGAUCCUGCAAAGUUAAUUACAGAAAUAGAAAACAUGAGACAUAGAAUCAUUGAGAUUCAUCAAGAAAUGUUUAAUUAUAAUGAGCAUGAAGUUAGUAAAAGGUGGACAUUUGAAGAAGGUAUUAAAAGACCUUACUUUCAUGUGAAACCUUUGGAAAAGGCACAACUAAAAAACUGGAAAGAAUACUUAGAAUUUGAAAUUGAAAAUGGGACUCAUGAACGAGUUGUGGUUCUCUUUGAAAGAUGUGUCAUAUCAUGUGCCCUCUAUGAGGAGUUUUGGAUUAAGUAUGCCAAGUACAUGGAAAACCAUAGCAUUGAAGGAGUGAGGCAUGUCUUCAGCAGAGCUUGUACUAUACAUCUCCCAAAGAAACCCAUGGUGCAUAUGCUUUGGGCAGCUUUUGAGGAGCAGCAGGGUAAUAUUAAUGAAGCCAGGAAUAUCUUGAGAACAUUUGAAGAAUGUGUUCUAGGAUUGGCAAUGGUUCGUUUACGAAGAGUAAGUUUAGAACGACGGCAUGGAAAUCUGGAAGAAGCUGAACAUUUACUUCAGGAUGCCAUUAAGAAUGCCAAAUCAAAUAAUGAAUCUUCAUUUUAUGCUGUCAAACUAGCCCGGCAUCUUUUCAAAAUACAGAAAAACCUUCCAAAAUCAAGAAAGGUGCUUUUGGAAGCAAUCGAAAGAGACAAAGAGAAUACAAAGUUAUACCUCAAUUUACUUGAAAUGGAAUAUAGUGGUGACCUCAAACAAAAUGAAGAAAAUAUCCUAAAUUGUUUUGACAAAGCUGUACAUGGUUCAUUACCUAUUAAAAUGAGAAUUACAUUUUCUCAGAGAAAAGUGGAAUUUCUUGAAGAUUUUGGUUCUGAUGUUAAUAAGCUUCUGAAUGCUUAUGAUGAACAUCAAACACUCCUAAAAGAACAGGAUUCUUUAAAAAGGAAAGCAGAAAAUGGAUCAGAAGAACCAGAGGAAAAGAAAGCACACACAGAAGAUACAACUUCAUCAUCUACACAGAUUGAUGGUGAUUUACAGGCAAACCAAGCUGUAUAUAAUUAUAGUGCAUGGUAUCAAUACAAUUAUCAGAAUCCUUGGAAUUACGGACAAUAUUAUCCUCCCCCUCCAACCUGAUGGGAAAAAUGUAAAUUUCAAAUGGAGUGUGUGAAAAGUAUGAAAUUAUUAUUUUUUUUAAUGAGGGAUGUAAACAGUAUAAGCUUGUUGUAUUUGAAAACCUGUCUUCCUUGUUUCUGUGUAACAUGAUUUGUUUAGUAAUAGGGGAAAAAUGUCAAUUAGUAGCUUACCACAGAUACUGAUACUGUUUCCUACCAUUUAUAAAAUUUACUUUUUAUUGAAGAACUAUUUUUUGAUUUUUGCAUUAAGUGGUCUAGAAUUCUUUUGCAAUGCAUUUGCAACAGAAUUUUGUAGCCUUAAGGGGUAGGAAGAAAAACCUGACUGCAAAUCAUGUCAGUGUAGUACAAAAUUCUGACAACACAUAAGGGCUGGUUAUUAAGGAUUUACCUCUUUUUUUUUUUUUUUAAAAAAAAGGACUUCAACCUUUGCUAUCAAGGUUUUGUCUGUUUCAGUUAUACUUGUGAAUUGUGAUCUAGCGGCAGAAAGGAUAUAUUAUUAAAAUACUAUGCUUUGGAAUAGAGAGAUUAUAAAUGAGAAAAUGGAAUGUUUGCAUCCCUUUAAAAAUGAAAAUCAUAUCAAAAGUAUGUUGUUUCAGGAGACUUUGUAUUUAGAAUAUUCAUGUAAAACUUGUGAACAAGCUUUCAUUUUGAUCAAACUGAUCAUCUUCAUUUUUGUAAUAAAAUGGAAGACUCAUCCAGUAA
This is a messenger RNA of Piliocolobus tephrosceles (Ugandan red Colobus), 3093 nucleotides long. It is a transcript of the gene PRPF39, whose product is annotated as pre-mRNA processing factor 39. Gene Ontology annotation, biological process: mRNA 5'-splice site recognition; RNA processing. NCBI's taxonomy places the organism in Eukaryota, Metazoa, Chordata, Mammalia, Primates, Cercopithecidae. The record is from RefSeq and is a predicted model, not a curated record. Gene Ontology annotation, cellular component: commitment complex; U2-type prespliceosome; U1 snRNP. The transcript is spliced from 16 exons. Gene Ontology annotation, molecular function: protein binding; pre-mRNA 5'-splice site binding. The coding region runs from base 749 to 2392 and encodes 547 amino acids.